AUGGCUAAACUCGAGCCCUACGUCGACGAUUACUAUCUCUGGGAGUACAUUCCCUCCCUUCCUGCAUCUAUCAUCUUCGUGCUGCUCUUUCUCGCCGCAACGCUCUUCCACUGCUGGAAAGCAUGGAAAUCACGAGCUCGAUUCUGUAUACCUUUCUGCAUUGGAGGAAUAUUUGAAGUGAUUGGCUUCGGCACCCGAGCAGCCUGCACAGAUAACACCGGCAAGCUUAUGCCGUACACGAUCCAGAGCGUCUUUAUCCUCCUCGGCCCAGUCCUCUAUGCCGCCUCUGUCUACAUGGUCCUCGCCCGGCUGAUCCGCAGUGUCGGAGCCGAGGAAUACUCCCUUAUCCGCAACACGCGCGUCACAAAGACCUUCGUCACAGGCGAUAUCGUCUCUUUCCUCGUGCAGGGCUCUGGAGCUGGACUGAUGGCCAUGGGCGGGUCGAUGACGAACGUGGCAAAAGGUAUUGUUAUCGCGGGGCUGAUGGUCCAGAUUGUGAUAUUUGGGUUCUUCAUGGUCACGUCCGCCGUGUUUGACCAGCGCAUGAGGCGGUACCCAACCAGUCUUAGCAUGAGCAGGAACGGUGGUGACGGGAUAGGCUGGAAAGAGCAUCUCUAUCCGCUGUACGCGGUCAGUAUCCUCAUUAUGAUCCGGUCGAUUUUCAGAGUCAUCGAGUAUGCAAUGGGGCAGAAGGGGUACCUUCUAGCGCAUGAAUGGCCGAUAUAUGUUUUCGACGCGGUCUUGAUGCUUGGGGUGAUGGUGAUCUGGGGGAGGUGGCAUCCGGGGAGCAUCAGGACCGAGGGGAUGGGAGCGCAGUUAUUUAGCAUGAACAGCGGGCAGAGUAAAGACUAA
Molecule: messenger RNA, 852 nt
Organism: Aspergillus nidulans FGSC A4
Lineage: Eukaryota; Fungi; Ascomycota; Eurotiomycetes; Eurotiales; Aspergillaceae
Product: RTA1 domain-containing protein
Exons: 2
Coding region: 1-852 (283 amino acids)
Cellular component (GO): membrane
Source: RefSeq, a predicted model, not a curated record